Mangifera indica (mango) is the source of this 884-nucleotide messenger RNA. Its product is annotated as agamous-like MADS-box protein AGL29. Gene Ontology annotation, biological process: regulation of transcription by RNA polymerase II. Lineage: Eukaryota; Viridiplantae; Streptophyta; Magnoliopsida; Sapindales; Anacardiaceae. The record is from RefSeq and is a predicted model, not a curated record. The transcript has a single exon. The coding region runs from base 162 to 752 and encodes 196 amino acids. Gene Ontology annotation, molecular function: protein dimerization activity; DNA-binding transcription factor activity, RNA polymerase II-specific; RNA polymerase II cis-regulatory region sequence-specific DNA binding.
AUAUAUAUUGUUUUAUAAAUCUUGUCCUUUAAAGAUUUGUGAUUAAGUGCAAACUGAUUGGAGAUUUUAUUUAUCUUUCAUUUGUUUAGUACAAGAUUAAUCUUUCUUCGGUUAUUUACAUUUGUUGAAGAUUUCUUGCUGGUUAUUUCUUCACCAUUACAAUGUCAUCGUCGUCGUGUUCGGGGGAGCAGCAGCAGGAGGCAGAGCCGAUUAGAAUAGAGAAGAAACGUAAUGGGACUGGACGGAAGAAGAUUGAGAUGAAGAAAAUAGAGAAGAAUUCAAGUCGACAAGUCGCAUUCUCCAAGAGAAGAAAAGGUUUAUUCAAAAAGGGUUGGGAACUUUGCCAGUUAUGUGAUGCGAUGAUUGCUAUAAUUGUGUUUUCUCCUAAAGGGAGAGUUUAUAGUUAUGGCCACCCUUCUGUUGACGGUGUUAUUGACCAGUUUCAGAGAGAAGAAGAUGAAGAAAAUCAAUACAAUGUGGGAAAUGAAAGAGGGUCUAUUUCAUUAUCACAUGAAGAGAAUUGUGAAACUGAUUGUGUUUCUGAGAAUUCCACCGCAGAAGACGAGGAGGAGGAGGAGGAGGAGGAGUACUGGUGGGAGGAGGAUAUAGAGGGAUUAGAGUUGGAGGAAUUAGAGAGGAGAAGGGCUUGUAUGGAGAAGUUGAGAGACAAUAUGGCUUCUUCACUUGAAGAUAUAAUGGAGCGUAAAUUUUGUGGGAGGGAUCCCUUAGGAAAUGACGGGGUCCCCGGUUAGUUGUCUGAUGAAAUUCAAGUUCUUUAGAAGAGUAGAGAUUUAACUUUCAUAUUCUGUAUGCAAUCGACAAAGAACUUGUAGUAUUGGCAUCCAAAGGAUUUAUGCUUAACUCUUUCAUUUUUGGGUUCUUGA